AUGGCUGAAUACAUAUCACCCAGUCCUGAUAUUGAUCUUAACAAUCAGCAGAACACACUCUUAAUACCUUUGGUUGAAGCACUUUCGAAACAAGUUGAAGCUUUAACCAAAAAAGUCGAAAAUCUCUGUAACAACCAAACACAGAGCUGUAACAACAGUGCCAACACUAACAAAAAGGUCCGCACUCCACCUGUAUCCAACAGAAAUGAAUCUAAUUGUAAUGCAUCUGUACUACCGACCCAAGUUAAUAACAAUGACCUAAGGGGUAAUACACCAAACAGCAAUAAUCAACGAUCCAAAGGGCUUAUUGGGGCACUCUCUUUAACCGAAUGGUUAUCCGAGCCACUAACAUUUCAAUUACCAACUACAAGUGUAACCAGGGAGCAACUGGCCGAGGAUCCAACAGAUAUUUCUACUCUACUAAAGCAACUUGACCACCACUUGAUAAAAUAUAAAAAGUUGAAAACUGAGAUUGCCUAUUUUCGUGAGUGCCUAAGUGAAGGCAUAGUGCCAAAAGGGUUGUGUUCUUGGCAAUACCCUACUGGCCUAGUGGAUGGUUUACCAUUCCACAAAGACUUAGUUCAACUUUUCAACAGAAAUGGCUGCGAGCUUUUAGAAAUCAUAUGCAAACAUUAUGAACUGCAAACCACAGAAAUUAUGCAGAUAGCUACCAGCUUAAAUGAGACAAUUCAACAGCAUUCGAACUUUAUUCGUUACCAAUAUGACUAUGACAGGAUUUUCUUUUGCAUAGACCAAUAUAUUGAUAAAAUUAAGAAAGUAAAAUGCAAGAAACUGAAAAGGGACAGAAUAGCGUACAGUAACAGGUUAGCAUACCCUAAACCUCCCCCCUCCCAGAAUAAUGCUAAUUUUACUUCUAUGGCUACCCUUCAAAGUAACAUCAUAGGCCAAAAUGAAGAAAGAAAUAAUAUUAAUGAAGAAAAUGGAUUUAGUAACAAUAACAACCGAUCUUUUUACCAAGAGAAUGAUAACACCAGUGCUGAACAGAUAUCCCAUGUUGGGACCCCACAGCGCUCCUCAAAUUUUCGGACAGGACCCUCUCAUUACAACUUACGGAAAACCACUUAUUACAGCCCCAACUAUCGGAACAGGAACAACACCAACAACCAAGGGAGGAGGGGGAGGUAA
This is a messenger RNA of Protopterus annectens (West African lungfish), 1146 nucleotides long. Its product is annotated as probable basic-leucine zipper transcription factor E. The coding region runs from base 1 to 1146 and encodes 381 amino acids. The transcript has a single exon. The record is from RefSeq and is a predicted model, not a curated record. NCBI's taxonomy places the organism in Eukaryota, Metazoa, Chordata, Ceratodontiformes, Protopteridae.